Molecule: messenger RNA, 1838 nt
Organism: Eutrema salsugineum
Lineage: Eukaryota; Viridiplantae; Streptophyta; Magnoliopsida; Brassicales; Brassicaceae
Product: 3-oxoacyl-[acyl-carrier-protein] synthase I, chloroplastic
Exons: 7
Coding region: 116-1525 (469 amino acids)
Biological process (GO): fatty acid biosynthetic process
Molecular function (GO): 3-oxoacyl-[acyl-carrier-protein] synthase activity
Source: RefSeq, a predicted model, not a curated record
CUCAGGCUCUUUUCGCAAACGCACACAUUCACACACACCAUUUUCACAACAUCGUACUUAUCGCCUCUCCUUCGCUUUCGCUUUCGCUCUCGCUCUCUAUCUCUUUGGAUCCGCCAUGCAAGCUCUUCAAUCUUCGUCUCUUCGUGCUUCUCCUCCGAAUCCACUUCUAAGGCCUUCGAAUCGACAGUCGCAUCAGAUUACCAAUGCGAGACCCACGAGGAGACGCUCGUUCAUUUCCGCAUCAGCCGCUGUUUCCGCUCCCAAACGCGAGACGGAUCCGAAGAAACGUGUUGUGAUUACCGGUAUGGGUCUCGUUUCUGUGUUUGGGAACGAUGUCGAUGCUUACUACGAGAAAUUGCUUUCCGGUGAGAGUGGAAUCAGCUUGAUUGAUCGAUUCGACGCCUCCAAGUUCCCGACUCGAUUCGGUGGCCAGAUCCGUGGGUUUAGCUCCGAAGGUUACAUCGAUGGGAAGAAUGAGCGUAGGCUUGACGAUUGCUUGAAGUACUGCAUUGUCGCUGGGAAGAAGGCUCUUGAGAGUGCCAAUCUUGGUGGCGAUAAGCUUAACACGAUUGAUAAGCAGAAAGCUGGAGUACUAGUUGGGACUGGUAUGGGUGGUUUGACUGUAUUUUCAGACGGUGUUCAAGCUCUGAUUGAGAAAGGCCACAGGAGAAUAUCUCCAUUUUUUAUUCCUUAUGCCAUUACAAACAUGGGUUCUGCUUUAUUGGCGAUUGAUCUUGGUCUUAUGGGUCCAAACUACUCGAUCUCAACCGCUUGUGCAACCUCCAACUACUGCUUUUACGCUGCUGCGAACCACAUUCGUCGUGGUGAAGCUGAUAUGAUGAUUGCUGGUGGAACCGAGGCUGCCAUUAUUCCCAUUGGGUUGGGAGGUUUUGUUGCUUGCAGGGCUUUGUCACAGAGAAAUGAUGACCCUCAAACCGCUUCAAGGCCAUGGGAUAAACAGAGAGAUGGCUUUGUCAUGGGUGAAGGAGCUGGUGUUCUGGUGAUGGAAAGCUUGGAACAUGCGAUGAAACGUGGUGCUCCAAUUGUAGCAGAAUAUCUUGGAGGUGCUGUUAACUGUGAUGCUCAUCAUAUGACUGAUCCAAGAGCUGAUGGGCUUGGUGUGUCUACAUGCAUUGAGAGCUGCCUUCAAGAUGCCGGUGUAUCACCCGAGGAGGUAAAUUACAUCAAUGCGCAUGCAACUUCCACUCUUGCCGGUGAUCUUGCUGAGAUUAAUGCCAUUAAAAAGGUAUUCAAGAGCACUUCAGGGAUCAAAAUCAAUGCAACCAAGUCUAUGAUUGGUCACUGCCUCGGUGCAGCUGGAGGUCUUGAGGCCAUCGCCACCGUGAAGGCUAUCAACACUGGAUGGCUUCAUCCUUCAAUCAACCAAUUUAACCCAGAACCAGCCGUGGACUUUGACACCGUCGCUAAUGAGAAGAAGCAGCACGAGGUUAACGUUGCCAUUUCAAACUCGUUUGGGUUCGGUGGACAUAACUCAGUGGUGGCUUUCUCUGCCUUCAAACCCUGAUUUUUCAGACCCAUUAGAUUCUCUGCCCCAUCUGUUACAUCAUCAUCAUCGAUCAUCCAUCACCAAUCAUCGUCCUUGCAGCUUCUUGGUUCACAAGUUGGAGCUCUUUCUCUGGCCAUUUACGUUUCAUUCAGCUUUUUGUUUCUUAUUGUUAUUGAGCUGUUGAGAUUUCAGAUUUUGCUUCUUCCCUCUUGUAAGGAAUGUUUGUAUCUUAGUUCGUUCCAUAUUUGCCUAAUUUAUAAACUGAACUAAGAAUCUUUGUAGUAACGGUGUUAGUGUCAGAAUAAAAUCCAAUUAGGGGAUUUUUCAUUUA